ACACCCUCCCAGGAAAAAAACAAAAAUUACUUUAAAUCUACUAAAAGGAGCUUGUUCAUAAUAAGCAGUGUGCAUGUUCCUUAGAACUACAGUAUAAGCUGACACAAAGCUUAAAAAGUUACUGCUGACUGCACAUGCCAGGGGUGGGGAGGUAUUCUGCAUAGUGAUAACAGGAUAAAUUGGUAGAAGUCUAUGAAAAACAGUCAGAAAGAGGAAACUAGCAGUCCUGCAUGGAGAGGGAAGGCCGGUCACAGAGGGGAAGCACAAAGGGCCCUCUGCGCUGCAGAUUUCCCAGACCCACCCUUCCUCACUGACAGACUUGGCUUGAGGGCUGAUGAGGGAGCAGAGUUUGUCUUUUUUGUCACGAACUUGCAUCAGAACGGCCCGGCAUGGGGUACACAGUGGACAAGGGUUAAAUACAGUGACAGCUGAUGCGGAGUUCAGGGAUGUUCUAGGUCUAACUUAACAGGUUUCCCAUUGGUACUCUCCCUCUCUGCCCUCCCAGGAUGCUUCCCAUUUUCAAAAGAAGAGUUCUAAGUAGGAAGUUCACCUCCUGCCGACCUCAAAACCAUGCCUCAGGUGAGAUGAUAUACCUUCUCUUUCUGAAAUACCUUGUUUUCAGGAUGCUUCCCAUUUUCAAAAGAAGAGUUCUAAGUAGGAAGUUCACCUCCUGCCGACCUCAAAGCCAUGCCUCAGGGGUCCGUGUCAUUCAAGGAUGUGACUGUGGACUUCACCCCGGAGGAGUGGGAGCACCUGGACCUCGCCCAGAAGUCCCUCUACAGGGACGUCAUGUUGGAAAACUAUUGCCACCUCGUCUCUGUGGGGUUUCACAUGGCUAAACCUGAUAUGAUCCGCAAGUUGGAACAGGGAGAAGAACCAUGGACAACAGAGAGAAUUUUUCCCGGUCAGCUCUACCUAGAAGAAAAUGGAAACCCUGAAGAUGUUUUAGUGAAAUUCAAAGAAUACCAAGACAGGAAUUCAAAAUCAGUUGUAUUCAUCAACCACAAAAGACAAAGUAAGGAGAGAAGUAAUAUUUUGGGGAAAACAUUUGCCAUAGGCAACAAGCGUACUAUAUCGAAAGCAACACUAUGUGACUAUAACCCUGAUGGAAAGGUUUUGAAAAAUAUUUCAGAAUUAGUCAUUAGAAAUAUCAGCCCUAUAAGAGAGAAGUUUGGUGAAGGUAAUGGAUGGGAGAAAUCACUCAAUACCAAGCAUGAGAAAAUUCAGACUGCAGGAAAUCUCUGUAAACAAACAGAAGGGAGUCAUGAUGGGAAACAAGAGCUUAACCAGCAUCAGAAGUUUCAAGCUCCAGAGCAAUCAUUUGAACAUAAUGACUUCCUAAUGAAGGGAAUGUUAUUUACACACACAAGAGCUCUUAGAGGAGAAAGACCCUUUGAAUGCAAAAGAGAUGAACUAGAUUUCAUCGAAAAGUCAAAUCUCAGUGUACAUCCACAAAAUCUUAAUGAGAAGAAGCCCCAGGCUUAUAACAAAUAUGGAAAGCUCCUCUGCAGGAAGCCUAUGUUUAUUAUGCAACAGCCAUCUCCAACAGAAGAGAAACCUUUUCAGUGUCCUUACUGUGGGAACAGCUUUAGGAGGAAGUCAUAUCUUGUUGAACAUCAGCGAAUUCACACAGGUGAGAAACCUUAUGUUUGCAGUCAAUGUGGAAAGGCCUUCCGUCAAAAGACAGCACUCACUCUUCAUGAGAAAACACACAUAGAGGGAAAACCCUACAUUUGUCUGGAUUGUGGGAAGUCCUUCCGCCAAAAGGCAACCCUCACGAGACAUCAUAAAACACAUACAGGGGAGAAAGCCUAUGAGUGUGCUCAAUGCGGAAGUGCUUUUAGAAAGAAGUCAUACCUCAUUGAUCAUCAGAGAACUCACACAGGGGAGAAACCCUAUCAGUGUAACGAAUGUGGGAAGGCCUUUAUUCAGAAGACAACCCUCACAGUACAUCAGAGAACUCACACAGGAGAAAAACCCUACAUUUGUAAUGAAUGUGGGAAGUCCUUCUGCCAAAAGACAACCCUCACUCUCCAUCAGAGAAUUCACACAGGGGAAAAACCCUAUAUUUGUAAUGAAUGUGGGAAGUCCUUCCGCCAGAAGGCAAUCCUCACUGUCCAUCAGAGAAUACAUACAGGAGAGAAAUCCAAUGGAUGCCCUCAGUGUGGGAAAGCCUUUAGUAGAAAGUCAAAUCUCAUUCGUCAUCAGAAAACUCACACUGGAGAGAAGCCCUAUGAAUGUAAAGAAUGUGGGAAGUUCUUCAGCUGUAAGUCAAAUGUCAUUGUACAUCAGAAAACUCACAAGGUAGAAACCAUGAUAAUUCAGUAAAGGAUAUAACUUUUCUUGGUAAAAACUUUUAAAGUCAUGGUAGACCUUGUAUAUGAUGUUGAUUGCAAGUGUAAAAGUGGUCAACAGUUUAAAGUAUGAUAUCACAUAUUUACCAUUUGCCAGCCUAAAAACACCCAGAGAACUACGAGAUAAAUGACAUGACAAAAACUCAUUGGAAAAACAAGCUUAGGUUUUUCAUUAUUAGAUUCAAGAGACAUAAACUUCCCUUCAAGUUGUUAUACACAUUUAAAAGUGCUUAUUUUCAAUUUCAAUAUACUUGUGACCCCAUAAUAAACAGUUAGCUUACUAAUAUGGUCCACAGGUCACACUGUGAGUAGAAGUGCUUUAAAACAAAAAGGAGGUAUGAGUUGUACUUUCCAUUGCAAAUAUAGAAUACAAAUUAGUUGCUUCCUCCUCAAAGUUAACCACAGCUCUGACUUCUAACAUUAUGAAUUAGUUUCUGCAUAUUAUAAAUCUUUAUAUAAAUUGGAUUAUAUAUUAUGUAUUCUUUCCUAUAUGGCUUGUUUCAUUAAUCAUGUCUAAAACUCAUCAUUAAUGCAUGAGACAAAAGUUCAUGUAUUUCAAUCUAUAUAGAAUUCUAUUAUAUCACAGUUUAUCCCGUUUACUUUUGAUGGACCUGCUUAUUGUUUACAGCUUUGGGUCAGAAUAAAUAACACUCCUACAAUCA
Messenger RNA from Condylura cristata (star-nosed mole), 3016 nucleotides. It is a transcript of the gene ZNF382, whose product is annotated as zinc finger protein 382. The transcript is spliced from 4 exons. The record is from RefSeq and is a predicted model, not a curated record. Gene Ontology annotation, biological process: regulation of transcription by RNA polymerase II. NCBI's taxonomy places the organism in Eukaryota, Metazoa, Chordata, Mammalia, Eulipotyphla, Talpidae. Gene Ontology annotation, molecular function: DNA-binding transcription factor activity, RNA polymerase II-specific; RNA polymerase II cis-regulatory region sequence-specific DNA binding. The coding region runs from base 688 to 2328 and encodes 546 amino acids.